Messenger RNA from Acinonyx jubatus (cheetah), 398 nucleotides. RefSeq names its product TCL1 family AKT coactivator A (gene TCL1A). Gene Ontology annotation, biological process: positive regulation of peptidyl-serine phosphorylation. The record is from RefSeq and is a predicted model, not a curated record. The transcript is spliced from 3 exons. Gene Ontology annotation, molecular function: protein serine/threonine kinase activator activity. The coding region runs from base 51 to 398 and encodes 115 amino acids. NCBI's taxonomy places the organism in Eukaryota, Metazoa, Chordata, Mammalia, Carnivora, Felidae.
CCGCGCACCAGCGAGUGGGUUCCAGAGACGCCUAGGACGCCCUGGGAGCCAUGGGCGAGCUCCCGUUCUUCAGGGCGCGCACGGCCUUGCACCCGGACCACCUGUGGAUCUGGGAAAGGUCCGUGUACGUGGACGAGAACCAGCGUACGUGGCUGCCCAUAAUCAUCGAGAUGGAGAGUAGCCUCCAAGUACUCAUGCGGCAGGAAGAUGUACUCCUGGGGGAGGCUGUGUGCCCCGGCCUGCUAGCCCCCGGCCUGCUGCCCUCCAUGUGGCAGCUCUACCCUGGAAGACGAUACCGAGGCUCAGACUCCAGUUUCUGGCGCAUCGUGUACCACAUCGAGUUCAGUGGCACGGAGGAGAUGCUCCUUGAGCAGCUGCCGGACCCGGAGUAUGAGUGA